GCAUUCGCCGGUCUGCAGCGCCCCGGAAGCGGAAGUGUCCGACCAGGCUGUGGCGGCGUUACCGGAGCGCCGGCCCCGCGGCGGCGGCCUCGUCCCGUCGCUAUGAGCGCGGCUGGGCUGGUGUCCGCCACGCCGCCGGCCCCCCCCGCUGCCGGGGCACCCGCCGCCACCAUGCCCCCCGGCCCCGACUACUACGAGGAGGAGGAGCUGGAGAGCGCCGAGGAGGAGGAUGGCGAGCGGAGCGCUCGGGCCCGCGACUCCGAUGAGGACACUGAGGAUGCCAGUGAAACCGACCUGGCAAAACAUGAGGAAGAGGACUAUGUAGAAAUGAAAGAACAGAUGUAUCAGGACAAACUGGCAUCUCUUAAGAGGCAAUUACAACAACUGCAGGAAGGUACUCUUCAGGAGUAUCAGAAGAGAAUGAAGAAGUUGGACCAGCAGUACAAAGAAAGGAUACGCAAUGCGGAACUAUUCCUCCAGCUGGAAACAGAUCAGGUGGAGAAGAAUUACGUCAAGGAAAAGAAGGCAGCAGCAAAGGAGUUUGAAGAUAAGAAAAUUGAGCUUAAGGAAAACCUGAUUGCGGAGUUGGAAGAGAAAAAGAAGAUGAUUGAGAAUGAAAAGCUAACCAUGGAAUUGACAGGAGACUCAAUGGAAGUGAAGCCUAUUAUGACAAGGAAACUGAGGCGGCGACCAAAUGAUCCAGUUCCUAUCCCAGACAAGAGGAGGAAACCUGCCCCUGCUCAGCUAAAUUACUUGUUGACUGAUGAGCAAAUAAUGGAGGACCUGAGAACACUGAACAAGCUUAAAUCACCCAAGAGACCAGCCUCUCCUUCCUCUCCUGAACACCUCCCAGCUACACCAGCAGAGUCUCCAGCACAGCGGUUUGAGGCCCGGAUAGAAGAUGGAAAACUCUACUAUGAUAAGAGAUGGUACCACAAGAGCCAGGCCAUUUACCUGGAAUCUAAAGAGAACACUAAGAUCAGCUGUGUGAUCAGUUCUGUGGGUGCCAAUGAGAUCUGGGUGAGGAAAACCAGUGACAGCACAAAGAUGAGGAUCUAUCUGGGACAGCUGCAGCGAGGAGUCUUUGUCAUUCGUCGGCGAUCGGCUGCAUGACUCUGCUCUUCCUUGGUCUUUUCUGUUUUAAACCUCUGAUGGGGAACAGCAGUCUGUCCACUCAGCAGCAGAGGACACUGUCAUGACCUCUUACAAGACAGUUUGUGGCUGGCCACAUAAUCCCCAGUAGUCCUUAAAUCUUUAGUGAUACAAAAGCACUGCCCUGGACUCUUACCUGGAUUUUGCAUCAAACUUCCAUAUGCUUUCUUUAUAUUUGGGCUAUUUAAGAAGACUUUGCAUCAUGCUUUUUCCAGCAUUGUUUCAUGGUGCACAGGUGGGACUCGUGUGUUGAAGACGUCACAUUUAUGUUUUGAAUCAGACCAUGGAAGAAGCUUUGCUUGUCAACACCUGUGGUUAGUUACUGGUUUCGGGUUUGUUAUCCUUCAAGGCUCGUGAUGUUGGGCAAAAGGAGAUUAAUCUCCCCAGGCUUCAGCUGAGAUGCAUCCAUAAUACCUUGUAUCUGAAAUUAGCUUUAUUGGAUGAACUGCUUAAAGACUUGAGUGUUGAGGCUGUUUUAGGAGAGUGCGAACAACUUAGAAGUGCUGCAAAUCCAGUUGAUUUUAAUGUGGUUAAACAGCCACACUUGGUUAAUCAGAAACUUCCCUUUUUCUUCAGAUUAAAAAGCCCUUCAAUGAACAAGAAAAGAGUAUGUCUGUUUGCUGAAGUCAGUUACCUGAAAUAGGCAGAUGAGUGUAAACCAAAGGAUUAAUUGACUGGACUUUGCAGAGAGUGAGACUGUAUGGAUGAGUAUAAUCACUCGCAUACAUAGAGAGAUGAAAGGUAAAUUCCACUUUCUUCACAGACACUUAGAGUAACAAGUUAUGCUGGAAUCCUGCUGACAGAAGAUACCAGAUCUGUUGCAUCUUCCAAAGAAGCUUGCUACAAAGUAGGAAGCAGCAUUGACAUGCUCGUAGUGUGUACCUGAAACCUUCAUUCCCUAAAAUGCCGCACAAAGAUUUCCCUUUGAAGGGAAUUUUAAAUACUAAAGAUAACCCUGGUUUUACACUUGCCCUCCAAUAGCACAAGUGAAAACACUCAAGUAAUGAUGUAAACAUACUCCCAAGAUGUUUAAAGCUCUGACUCUGUCAUUCCUUCAUUAUUCCCAGUCUUUUGCUGAUGGCUGAAUCCACCAGUACCGUAUGUAACUGCAUUGGCAUGAAGGACACAGUGCACUCACUGGCAGUGCUGUCACAUCUUUGCCUUCUGUGCAAAAGAACUUUAUGCUCCUUUUGAUUCCUGGACAAGGAACUGUAAUUUCUGGCUUUCUCAACAUGUGUCACUUUGAGGCAUUUUUUGGUUUGUUCAAUGUCAGUCGAGCCUUUCUUUCCUAUCUGGAUAAAUGGAGUAUUUGAAAUUACUGCUUCCCUUUCUUUUCUUUUACUGCAGUUGGGUGGCAGUCACAUCCCAAUAACUGAUGCAUGUACGUGGAUCUGGAGUGGAGUGUUAUGGCUGAGUUUCUGAUGGGUUGCAUUUGCAGCUGAGGCACCUAUUUUUACAGUGUUUAGAGUUUCCACUGGAUCUGAAGCUUUGAUGAGGAGCGGAGAGGGUGUCUCUUUCCCACCCCUUGAAAAUGUGCCACCUUUGCUGCAGCGUUAGUCAGGUGGAAAGCAGCAGGCUGUGUUUUGUCAAGUUAACAGCAUACUUAAUGUAACUUCACAUUCUCUGCACGUGUGACAGGUUUUUAACAAGGUGAUGAUGUACCAAACGGGAUUUGUCACUGAGCCUUAAAACGAACAUCAUAGUUCUUAUAAUAAAAAGUGCUAAGUAAAUAGCAGG
This is a messenger RNA of Melopsittacus undulatus (budgerigar), 2889 nucleotides long. It is a transcript of the gene SUDS3, whose product is annotated as SDS3 homolog, SIN3A corepressor complex component. Gene Ontology annotation, cellular component: Sin3-type complex. The record is from RefSeq and is a predicted model, not a curated record. Bases 103 to 1113 code for a protein of 336 amino acids. Gene Ontology annotation, biological process: negative regulation of transcription by RNA polymerase II. Gene Ontology annotation, molecular function: histone deacetylase binding. The transcript has 12 exons. NCBI's taxonomy places the organism in Eukaryota, Metazoa, Chordata, Aves, Psittaciformes, Psittaculidae.